Messenger RNA from Misgurnus anguillicaudatus (oriental weatherfish), 1530 nucleotides. It is a transcript of the gene plaat1, whose product is annotated as phospholipase A and acyltransferase 1. The record is from RefSeq and is a predicted model, not a curated record. Gene Ontology annotation, cellular component: cytoplasm. Gene Ontology annotation, molecular function: glycerophospholipid phospholipase A1 activity; A2-type glycerophospholipase activity. Gene Ontology annotation, biological process: N-acylphosphatidylethanolamine metabolic process. NCBI's taxonomy places the organism in Eukaryota, Metazoa, Chordata, Actinopteri, Cypriniformes, Cobitidae.
CGCGAGAGUGAGUGAGCGCUUCUGUUUUUCAGACAGGAACAAAGUGUGGAAUACACAAAAGGGGCUGUAAUAACAUUACAUAUUUUACAUAAGUUAUUUUCAUCAUAGUAUAAUAAAUUCCUGUUUACAAAGCGGGACAAUCAUUUUUAUGAUUUCAGUGUUAAAGGAGAUAGUCUGGACAUGCGCACUGUCCGCUGCUGACACCUGCUGGACAUUCUUAAAGUUAUUUUGUCUCCAUUUCCAUUACAUUUUGAAUAAAAAGCGACAUACUGUAUAAAUGAGGAACCUACAAAUAUCAAAAAUAUUCGCGGUAAACAAUGUCAAGUUAAUGAGCAAGAUUAGCACACAAACAAGAGUAAAAUGCAGUUGUUUGAAUGUGUGGUGAUUCAUGCCGCGCGUGCAGUCACAGGUCAGUGAGGUCAGUGACGUCAUUCUCAUCAUCAGCUGUAGUUCUUCAGUGAGUUUCUCUCAACUCUCAUUAUUAGGCUACACAAGACAAAUUUCACACUUAUUUCAUUUCAAUCAAACGGACAUCUAAUGGAGGUUUAAAAGUCAUCAUGACAUCUGCUUAUAAAAUGUGCAGAAUUAUACUGUGGGAUGAUGGAUAAUAACCAACCUAAAAGAACUAGUAAUAUGGCCUCAAGUGAACCUGAUCAUUAUCAAUCCAAUGAGGAACCUCAACCUGGUGACCUCAUUGAGAUCUUCAGACCAGCCUAUCAGCACUGGGCUCUUUACCUGGGUGAUGGUUAUAUAAUCAACCUCACACCCGUGGAUGAGAGUCAAGCCGCAGCCGUGUCCAGCGUGAAGUCCGUCUUCAGUCGUAAGGCGGUGGUCCGCAUGCAGCUUUUAAAGGAGGUGGUGGGAGGAGAUUCAUACAGGAUCAACAAUAAAUAUGACGACAAUCAUACACCUUUACCUGUCUGUGAGAUCAUACAACAAGCUCAACACCUCAUUGGACAAGAAGUGUCAUAUGACCUGUUGGGCAGCAACUGUGAACACUUUGUGACUUUGCUUCGUUACGGGGAGGGCGUCUCUGAACAGGCGUCUCGAGCUAUAGGAGCGAUGAGUAUAGUUACAGCUGCAGCGAGUGCUUUCUCAGUGUUGGGACUCAUCAACACACGAUCCAGGAACAGACCUUGAGAAACACUCAACACAUAAACUCAUCUGAAUUAGGUUUGCUGCUAGACUUUUCAUUUAAAUAAACUGACUAUAGACUGCAGUGAAUAAAGCACCAAAAGUCUAUGGGAAAAAUUAAUGGGCUUUUUGGCGAGAGAACCAGUGUACAAAAAUACAUCAUCCCUCCCUGUGGCACUCUAUUAGCCCAUAGUUUACUACUUUAUUAUAUUUGUUAACAAUUUAAUAUGAUUUUGGACAUGUUUGAGUGAGGCCACAAUAAAGCAUUUAUUGAAAUGAAUUAUAUACAAAAACAUUUCAAAAAGAAACUAUACACUAUUUAACCCUAUACACUAGUCUUGUGUGUGGAAAUGGACAGAACUUUUUAACAAAUAAUAAAAAUGAAGUCUUUAGUAA